Messenger RNA from Colletotrichum phormii, 811 nucleotides. Its product is annotated as Alpha/Beta hydrolase protein. NCBI's taxonomy places the organism in Eukaryota, Fungi, Ascomycota, Sordariomycetes, Glomerellales, Glomerellaceae. The transcript is spliced from 5 exons. Gene Ontology annotation, molecular function: hydrolase activity. The coding region runs from base 1 to 633 and encodes 210 amino acids. The record is from RefSeq and is a predicted model, not a curated record.
AUGUCGACGUCUACACAUGGCCGGGCUUCCGAAAAGUCAGGAGAGCCCAGUCACGCAUCAUGCCGCCGCCAUUGCUUGCACUUUGCCUGCUCUGCCCGUGGAACGACUCUGUCUUAUCCUGGAAGCUUGAUAACGGUCAUUGACCCGCUCAUGGAGGCCUUCCCUAACAGCAACUAUGAGGAUAUCGUUUACCCGGCCACGGACGAGUCUGGAAAGGCUUGCCCCGAGUCCAAGAUCGUCUUGAUGGGAUACUCCCAGGGCGCCAUGGUUCUUGGAGACAUCUUGGCUGGCGGUGGUGAUGGCAAUAUUCUUGGCAACUACACUAAGCCUCAGUUCGAUGCUCACACUGUUGGUGAUCACAUUGCGGCAAUCCUGCUGUACGGCAACCCUCGACACAUGCCGAACCAUACCUACAACGUUGGCAACGCUUCUGCGUUCGGUGCCACCGGCAAAUACCCUCGGACUGCUGGACAACUUGCUUCCUUCAACGUCUUCGCCGAUAGAGUCCAUGACUACUGCAACUACCACGACGGAGUGUGCGAUGCCAGCGGCAGUAAUCUCACUGCUCACAUGGCGUAUUCUUCGGAUUACGAUACACAGGCAGUUGCUUGGCUGGAGUCUAAACUCCGCUAAAGAGUGUCCGAGCCGUUGCUGAAAUCUCCUCUCUUGGUGCCGCACAGUGGAUGCCUAAAAGCUAGCCCUCAUUCGCCAAAAAGAAAGAGCCUGUCAGCAGCCGUCAGUAUUUCCGAUCCUAAGAAUACACUGUGAUCAGAAAUACUUGACUUAUUGUAGACAACAAAGAGUCAUAGAG